Cephus cinctus (wheat stem sawfly) is the source of this 2566-nucleotide messenger RNA. It is a transcript of the gene HPS1, whose product is annotated as Hermansky-Pudlak syndrome 1 protein homolog. The transcript has 8 exons. Gene Ontology annotation, cellular component: BLOC-3 complex. Gene Ontology annotation, molecular function: guanyl-nucleotide exchange factor activity. The record is from RefSeq and is a predicted model, not a curated record. Gene Ontology annotation, biological process: vesicle-mediated transport. NCBI's taxonomy places the organism in Eukaryota, Metazoa, Arthropoda, Insecta, Hymenoptera, Cephidae. The coding region runs from base 352 to 2373 and encodes 673 amino acids.
GCGUUGUGCAUCUCCCUACUGAUCUCUGGCGUUGUGCAUCUCCCUACAGAUCUCUGAGGUAUCUACUUAACCGAAGUAUGGUAAUGCCAUAGGUAAUGCCACAGAAUAUCAUCUGGGCACUACACCAGUAAGCAUAUCCGAUUCUGUUACGGAAUCAUUCCCUUUUUAUCUUACAUUCCAUUAUUUUGCGAAACGUCAGAAUUAGUAAUGACUGCAAAUAAAUGCAUUAGAUAAGUACUGUCACAACAUACGUUGAUAAUCACAGAAUAGUUCUAAAUUAAAUUUAUUCAGUUAUGUUAGAGAACAUUGUAUAAGAAACUAUAGUGUCCAGAUAAAUUUGGAGCAGCCAAAAUGAGAGGAAUAUUAAUUUUCGAUCAUUUAAACGACGUGCUGUUUACAAAAUGUAACAAGAAAUUUACUAAACACAUUCAGAAACUUGCAAAAAUUCAAGGACUAGUAGUUGAAGGAAAGAUGGAUGGUGAAUGCGACCAGAAACUAAGUCCAAAUAUUAUAAUACAAUUGUUUUCCCCAAUUGUAACAUCACAGAAUAUUAUGGCUUCUCAGUUUGGCAAUUCAUAUACAUCAGUACGUUGCCAAGAUGGUACCAAUAUGGUAUUUGACGAUUUCAUGGGAUAUACAUUUAUGUAUAUUGCUAUAGAGGAUGUAGCGCUUAUGAAAAGAACUCUAGGGGUCUGUGUAUCAAUUGUUAGGCAUCUCUGUGGACCAGACGUAACUAUAUUGAAAUCCAGUAAACAAAAGGUAUCGUUAGUAUCUUCAUUAUUAGAUGCUUGGAUUCAUUUGAGGAAUUCUGAGCAAAGUGUCUUAAUGGAAGCAGUAGAACAGCUAUCAGUUAAUGCUGAUCUAGCUUCUACGACAUUAAAAGUUCUUCACGACGCCUCAGAUAAAUUAAAGACGCAAUCAGAAUUUUCAAAUGUUCAUGUACUGAUUUUAGUAGAACACAAAUUUUUAUCUUUAUAUUCAAGUAAAAAUGCACAAGAUCUGAGUGCAUCAGAUAUCUUAUUGAUGGUAUUAAUGUGCUGGGUUGCCAAUAGAAGAGGAAAAGGCACUGAAAUUGACACAUUCAAAGAUAAUGCUGAUGAUGAGGAUGAUGAUUUUCUUUUACCACAAAGCAGUCCUUCGGGUAAGGAAGAAGAAAGACAUUCCUUCACUGCUACAACAAAGUUAGCCAAUCCUACCUCUGAGGACAUUACUAAACUAUUCGGUGAUUCUAGAGACUCUUCUGUGAGUGAAGGUCUAUAUUCGUUUGCUGAAGAUGGUCUUUAUAGUCAACUGGUCCUUCUGGGAUCUGAACGUGGCUAUACAGCCAAUGCAAUACAUAUUUCUGAAUUAUCAGAAGGUAUAAACCUAGUAACUAUAGUAGAAGUGACGAACUUGGCCACAUCAUCUGGACUCUAUGACAGUUUUUAUCAUUUGAAUAUCAUAAAUGGUUUACAACUUCAGAGAGACAUAGACGAAUUGAGACCAGCAUUUGAUAAUUUAGAUGGAGCACUAAAAAAAGCUUUAGAUGGGAUAAAAAAGAAUCGAGCACAUGUCAGUAACGACGUAGACAUGUGCCAAAGAAGAUUACAAGUGAAAUGGGAAUUUGUGCGUAAGAAAUACAUGGAUCUGUUAAAAUCAAGAGAUCCGGAAUCAAUUCUUCAAAUCGAAUCCAAUACCUCAGGCUUUAUCGAGACUAUGAAGGAGCUAUUUCGACUGACUUGUUUUGAUAACAAUUUUUUGAAACAAGGUACAGAUGUGAUAGUCACUGUAAGCAGACUGGUGCGACAAAAACUUAAUGACUUCAGUGAUUUCCUUAAAGUCAAGGCUCUCAAGAAUUUCACUCUUGGAUCGAGAACUUCCCUAACGAUCAACAAAUAUUUGGAAGAAUUUCCGGGCCUUGUGCACUUCAUAUAUAUUGACAGGACAACGCACAGGCUAACAACGCCAACGUUAGAUUUUACCAAUCCAGAAACUUUAGCCCUCACCACGAAAAAGAUUUGGGCAAUGGUCGAAAAUAGUAGAUCACAUUUGCAAGAGGGGCAUUUGGCAGUUAUGUGGAAAGAUACGACAUUUAAUUAUUCAUACUUUUUAUGGUUCGAAGAUAGUUCGGGUUCACCGCUUAAAUCCAAGGCCUAUUUAAAUCACAUAAUGAAGACCUUUCCCAUACCUGGAAUACUUUGCGGAGAUUAUUAUAGAAAACUCGUGGAGGCAUGUUUUCCAAAGCUCUCUCCAAAUAAAAUACGCGUCUACGAAUUGUAUUGUGUGCAUCUAGGUUUAGCGACGUCCUCAUGCGUCCUAGAACAUUCAAGAAGACUUGCAGCUACUAUUUGGGAGGUUACAGGAUUACCUAAUAAUCCAGCAGACAUUCUUUAAUCAAAUUGCCUCCACCCAAUAUUUCGUGUUCCAUUAAUGUAAUUGUUAUGAGUGUAACGGUGUCAGCCUUGGCAAUGAGAUUGUUCAUACGGCAAUAUAAUUAGGUGCGAGGUUUAUUUAAGCAUUCCAUAACUCCUGUAUCCUUGCAGUAUUUACAAACUACCAUUAAAAAAAGGUCUUAUGCUUCCAUAAA